Molecule: messenger RNA, 1092 nt
Organism: Pseudogymnoascus destructans
Lineage: Eukaryota; Fungi; Ascomycota; Leotiomycetes; Thelebolales; Thelebolaceae
Gene: ILV1
Product: threonine deaminase
Exons: 5
Coding region: 1-1092 (363 amino acids)
Biological process (GO): ubiquitin-dependent protein catabolic process; L-threonine catabolic process
Molecular function (GO): cysteine-type deubiquitinase activity; threonine deaminase activity
Source: RefSeq, a predicted model, not a curated record
AUGGAGACUCCAAAUGGAGUCGGCGGCUCGCCCACCAUACCGUGUACUCCCAGCGUUCAAGCUUUAUCUCUGACGGAAUAUGCCGCCAACCCUUCACCGCCGAGAGAAGGGAGGCAAGAGGGGAAGGAGAAAGUGACGAGUGUAGUGCCAUUGGAUUUCAUGUUGCCUACUGGGUAUCCCGAUGUCCUACUCAAGAGAGAAGACCUGCAGCCCGUCUUCAGCUUUAAGCUGAGAAUUGCAUACAAUAAAAUGGCACAUUUGGACCCGCAAACGCGCUGGAAGGGUGUCGUCGCAUGCUCUGCCGGGAACCACGCUCAAGGCGGCACCCCAAGCAUCAAGCAUCUGAAUGUUACAAGACUGGGAGGAUCUGUUGUGCUUCACGGAGCCGAUUUCGACGCUGCGAAGGAGGAAUGCUAUCGCCUAGAGAAGCUUCAUGGCCUAACGAACAUCUCUCCACUCGAUGAUCCAUAUGUUAUCGCAGGCCAAGGAACCAUUGGAAUGGAGCUGUUGAAUCAGACAAAUCUUCAACAGUUGGAAGCUAUAUUCUGUUGUGUGGGAGGUGGAGGUUUGAUUGCAGGAAUUGGCGCUUACGUCAAGCGCAUUGCACCACAUUCGCUUGCAAAGGGAGAGAGGGUCUUGAAGGAGGUCGGACUUUUUGCAGACGGCGCGGCUGUCAAGCAAGUCGGCGAAGAGACAUUCCGCAUUUGCCAAGAGGUGGUCGACGAAGUUAUCCAAGUCACAACAGAUGAGACUUGCGCUGCUAUUAGAGAUGUAUUUGAAGACACUCGCUCCGUCGUCGAACCCGCUGGUGCACUUUCCAUCGCCGGCUUAAAGAAAUACGUCGCCGCCAACCCAUCCCCUAACACCAGACGCCAGCUUGUCGCCAUCGCAUCUGGCGCGAACAUGAACUUCGACCGCCUCCGUUUUGUCGCUGAGCGUGCCGCACUGGGUGAGGGCAAGGAGGCCCUCCUACGGUUUCUAGAAAACAACCCAGAGGUGAUGAACCAGCUUGCGUACAAACUUGGCCUCUCAGAAGAGCUUGCAUUUUAUGAUGUAUACUCUCUCACCGACCCCGACCUCCUCGCGACUUAG